UUGAAAACAAAAGUAACGGAUUGCGUAUCUUCUGUGGGAUAAUUUUGUGAAAAACAUAAGAAAUAAAACAAAUGAGGAGUGUGACAUACUGAUUUUGUGAUUAUUUAUAUCUAAAUAACACUGAAAAUACAGUUACAAUGCAGUCAACAUCUAAGAACAAAAUUAACGAACUACAAAUGAUAAUUAGCAAGAUGCCAUUGGAAAUAUGCUGCGUGACAGUUCUACCAGAGUUUGGAGUGAGAUGGAGGGAGAUGUCACGUGCAGUACGCAAUGCGCGACUCCCCAUGGCUCCCGCUAGUGUUGCCAGAGUGCUGUGCAGACAUAUUGGCAAGUCGUUACCGAGUGAUGAGAUAGCAGAAAUUGUUGCGAGACUGCGAUUGAAAUUGGUAGCAACGCAACGUAGGACCUGGCAUGUUAUUAAACUGUCGGAACAGAUAUCCGAUGAGCCUGUCAAUGUGCUGGCGAGGCUUCUACCGACGAGAGUUGUGCAAGCCCUCCGAGCAGUCAAGAGUCAGAGGUUCAUGAAGCCCGAGGUUCAAACUGUAAAACUGGGUGAUUUGAUAUAUAUAAGUAUACAAAUGAUGUCUGAUACGAGGGAAGGGAGCGUCUUGUUCGUGGCGACUCCGCCGGGCGAGCCUGUCGCCCUGGUCAGUUCAUUGCAUUCGAGUUUGCUUCGCGCUUGCGUGCAAGGACUCGGCUAUAAGAAGUUCGAAGAUGCAAGUUUAAACGGUCGAGACAUUAAUUCUCUUCUCCGAAUAUACAAUACAAAUCACAACGAACACCCGGACUUCCUGGCCAGCCUCCCCGAGUACAACAUCCUUCCGAUCACAGCCAGAAGUGGUAUAGACUACACUGGUAGGAAGAUGGAUGAGGAAUACGCUAGCCAGAUCCUUGGGCCGGAUCCGCCACAGCUGGCUAGAUUGACAGUUAGCUCGGAAAAAGAGUUCUUUGCACCCGAGCGAUUAAAUAAGAAAAUGAAAUUGACUCUUCAGUUGAAAAGCGAAGACAUUGCAAAGACGUUGCAGUUUUGGGCGGCCAAAGGCGCCAUCUUGCCGACGUCGGACCUCUUUCAGAUAUUUCAUAAAAUUAAAUCGAAUAAGAUACAUAUCGAAGCGGACGACGAAUGAUUUCAUUAUAUUAUUUGUAUUGUUUUAAAAUUG
Vanessa atalanta (red admiral) is the source of this 1160-nucleotide messenger RNA. RefSeq lists its product as uncharacterized. The record is from RefSeq and is a predicted model, not a curated record. The transcript is spliced from 6 exons. The coding region runs from base 138 to 1127 and encodes 329 amino acids. NCBI's taxonomy places the organism in Eukaryota, Metazoa, Arthropoda, Insecta, Lepidoptera, Nymphalidae.